CGAUUUUUCCUUGAACGCCCUCGGAACGAUAUUAAUUAAAAAAUAAUAAAAAAGGUGAGAAGCCGAGAACCCUGGCGGGAAAGGGUGCAACCCAUUCAUUAGUGUCCUAAAACCCUACACUAGGCCACACAACUCCUCUGUGAAGUGUCUUUUAACUUGAGUUGCAGCAAACCACACGGUCGUCGGAAAAUUCCGAAGAUGCUGUCGUUUCCGCAACCGGGCACCGUCACCGUCUGCGAAAUCAACCGAGACCUCUUUACUGCUGAUAAUUUAUCCGAUGAUCGAGCUAAGGAAUGCUAUGGAAAAGCUCUUGGUGUUGUAUUUAGUCCUGUGCAAUUUCAACCGGAAAAUCUAAUUUCGCCAACUCGUGAUGAUGCUGGUGAUCAACAAGGGGGGAUUCCGGAGAAGGGUUUGCCAGCUUUGAUUGGUGCUGUAAAGCGGAUUUUUCACCCUAAUGAUGUGCAUUUGUUGCCAGAAGUAAAUUUACAAGGAGUAUCAUGGCACCAACACAAGCAUAUAUUGGCAUUUGUAUCUGGGCUGAAUCAGGUCACAAUUCGUGAUUAUGAAGAUACUGAGGGAAAGGAUCCAAGCAUUUUGCACGGCGAUUUUCAGAGAGAAGUCAAACUUGUUGAAUGGAGGCCAAACAGUGGGAGGACACUUUCUGUGGCAUGCAAGGGUGGAAUUUGCAUAUGGGCUGCUUCAUAUCCUGGCAAUCCAGCAUCUGUACGAUCUGGGGCUACCCCUUUUGUGGGUUCCAUUUCCAAGGGCUCUGGCACAAGAUGGACGUUGGUGGAUUUUCUUAAGAGUGAUGAGCACAUCAGUGCACUGUCUUGGAGUCCCGAUGGAAGAUACUUAGCAACAGGAUCUUUUGAGAGCUCAGCCUUCACAAUUUGGGAUGUUUCUCAAGGUGAUGGGACUCCUUUUCGACGAGGAUGGGGAGGCAUAUCAAUCUUGAGAUGGUCGCCUACUGGAGAUUACUUUUUUGCAGCUAUGUUUGAUGGAACAUUUUAUCUAUGGGAGACUGGGACUUGGACAUCACAACCAUGGUCUUCAAGUCGUGGUUUUGUUACGGGGGCAACAUGGGAUCCUGACGGGCGUAUGAUUUUGCUUUCCUUUUCAAAUUCUUCUACUUUGGGAUCUGUUCACUUUGCAUCAAAACCUCCGUCUCUUGUUGCACACCUACUCCCAGUUGAUCUCCCAGAGAUAUCAACUCGAACGAACAGUCAGCAGAUUGAGAAAAUAGCUUGGGAUGCUUCAGGAGAACGCCUAGCCAUAUCUUUCAAAGAAGGAGAUGAGUUGUACCGUGGUCUUAUUGCCAUAUAUGAUGUUAGGAGGACUCCUCUGAUCGCGGCAUCUCUAGUUGGAUUUAUCAGAGGACCUGGGGACAAUCCCAAGGCAAUUGCAUUUUCUUUCCAUGACAAGUUCAAACAGGGACCUUUGUUAUCUGUGUGCUGGAGCAGUGGUUUCUGCUGCACCUAUCCUCUUUUAUUCCGUUCUCACAUUCUUCCGUAGUUGAGGUUACAUGUUGUCCUUGAUUGUGGCUUGUGGAGAGUAGUUGUCUACCUGUUUGGAGUAAUGUGCCAAGACCAUUUGUAAGUAGGCUGUUUUUGGAAGGGGGAGGCGUUGCUUCAGCUCUGCAAGCAGCUGAUUUGUAGACCUUUCACAAUCUCCGGCAUUUCUGUUUUAUAAAGACAGGUCUCUAAAAGACAACAGAGCCCCAAGGCUUUUUUUGAUGGCUAUGAUUAAACUGUAAAUUAAAUUCAGACAUUCUUUCAAUGCUAUAAAAAAUCUUCUCUCUUGUGUCUACGGUAUUGUUUUGCACUUCAGAUACAGUCUGUUCGAUUGUUAUUUUGCAGUCAAGUUUUAUAUGCCAAUAGUGAUGUUAAAUCAUGUACAAAAGCCGAGUUAUCUAUAGCAGAGCUUAACUGUGUUUAAAUCUAUAUCUGGUUUCGGAACUUUUGUAGGUUUUUGAGUGAACGCAAGCAUAGAUGAUAAAUCUACCCUUACAAAGUAACAAAACAAAACCAAAAGAAUGUAAUUAACCAAUUACCCACGAAUUUCUAAUGUAGUCAUUCAAUUUGUAUGGUAUUUUAUUUGUAGUUGGAUUUUGCUGGAAAGUAAAGCAAUAAGUCUUGUCUUUAUUUCUA
Chenopodium quinoa (quinoa) is the source of this 2147-nucleotide messenger RNA. Its product is annotated as aladin-like. Gene Ontology annotation, cellular component: nuclear pore. The record is from RefSeq and is a predicted model, not a curated record. Lineage: Eukaryota; Viridiplantae; Streptophyta; Magnoliopsida; Caryophyllales; Amaranthaceae. The coding region runs from base 199 to 1512 and encodes 437 amino acids. The transcript is spliced from 16 exons. Gene Ontology annotation, biological process: nucleocytoplasmic transport. Gene Ontology annotation, molecular function: protein binding.